Molecule: messenger RNA, 300 nt
Organism: Acanthisitta chloris (rifleman)
Lineage: Eukaryota; Metazoa; Chordata; Aves; Passeriformes; Acanthisittidae
Gene: PFDN6
Product: prefoldin subunit 6
Exons: 3
Biological process (GO): chaperone-mediated protein complex assembly; protein folding
Cellular component (GO): cytoplasm; prefoldin complex
Molecular function (GO): protein-folding chaperone binding
Source: RefSeq, a predicted model, not a curated record
CCAGAGCUGGGCAGAGCUGUGGCUGCAAGGCAGAAACUGGAGACACAACUCACAGAGAACAACAUCGUCCAGGAGGAGCUGAACCUCUUGGACUCCUCCAACACCAUUUUCAAGCUCCUGGGCCCAGUUCUAGUCAAACAAGACUUGGAAGAAGCCAAAACCACCGUGGGAAAACGCUUGGAAUACAUCUCUGGAGAAAUGAAACGUUACGAGCAGCAGAUGCAGGAGCUGGAGAGACGCUCGGAGCAGCAACGGGAGGUGCUGGGGAAGCUCCAACAGGAGCUUCAGGGCAAAUCUUGA